AUGGAUGGAAGGGGCAUAGAAAUAAUCGUCUCCGACGAGAACGACACCCGGGUGUCCACAGUUCUCUCGGGGAAAAGGGCGGUGCUUCGCCGCAUAUGGACUAUUUUGCUGGACAACAGGGUGGAAGGGCGACCGGAUGCAGAGAAGGCCUUGCAUCCUCGUCCGGAAGAGCACCGGGUUCUCAAACGUGUCUUGAACAUCAUUUUCAUCACCAUCGGCGUGGCCUUGUUUAUUUCUGUCCUAGUGGUCAUUAUCUACUGCGUCGUUG
Messenger RNA from Candidula unifasciata, 268 nucleotides. NCBI's taxonomy places the organism in Eukaryota, Metazoa, Mollusca, Gastropoda, Stylommatophora, Geomitridae. The record is from the annotation of a GenBank genome assembly.